GACUACAGUUCGUUCAACGAGACACAUUUAAUAUAUAUUCGGCAGCAAAAAUGUCGAAAGAAGCGGCUAAGCCGAAGAAGCCGCUACCCAACUAUAAGUUUCCUAUGCAUGAUACGCAUUUGAAAAAAACUUUGGGAAAUGUGAGAGUUGCUUGCGUUUUGGCCUUGAUUGCACCGCUCCUUCUGUACGUCUUUCACAAUGGACCGCGUAAGACUAAGUACAAGAAUUUCUAUUCCACUUACGAUCCGAUGACAUCCUUCAAUCGUAUGCAAAAGGGAGGCUAUUUAACCUCAUGUCCGGGCGGUGGCGGUGGCGGUGAUAAGAAAAAAGACGAUAAGAAGAAGGACGAGAAAAAGGAUGACAAGAAGGACGACAAGAAAAAGAAGUAGCAGAGCGAAAUGCAUUAGAAAACAAAAAUUACAUAGAAACCCAUACACAAAUUCCAAACACUUGUACACUAAACAGCACAACACUAGGAAAGGAAAUUUCUACGCAUAUGAAUUCUAAGAAAUUGUCAACACUCAAUGACACAAAAAACUAUUUGACUAGAAGGCACAUUCUCGUGCCUGCACACACUAUUAAUAAAUACUGGAGCAUUGCAAAUUUUGCGGA
Molecule: messenger RNA, 612 nt
Organism: Scaptodrosophila lebanonensis
Lineage: Eukaryota; Metazoa; Arthropoda; Insecta; Diptera; Drosophilidae
Gene: COX6CL
Exons: 2
Coding region: 51-389 (112 amino acids)
Source: RefSeq, a predicted model, not a curated record